Molecule: messenger RNA, 570 nt
Organism: Paraglomus brasilianum
Lineage: Eukaryota; Fungi; Glomeromycota; Glomeromycetes; Paraglomerales; Paraglomeraceae
Source: the annotation of a GenBank genome assembly
CCCAGGCCUAGCUCCAAGCCAAGGCGCACCAAGGAAAGGCGUCGCACCAAGGAAAGGCCUAGCUCCAAGCCAAGGCGCACCAAGGAAAGGCGUCGCACCAAGGAAAGGCCUAGCUCCAAGCCAAGGCGCACCAAGGAAAGGCGUCGCACCAAACCAAGGCGCACCAAACUUGGUAAUAGUGAAGGGAGCAAUUUUGGUGAAGGGAGCAACCUUAAUAAUCUUCGUGGGGAUAACAUUGGGAGCAACCCUAACGAUCUUGGUGAAGGGAGCAACUUUGAUGAUUUUCGUGAUAGGAAUAUUGGUAAAUGGAGCAACUUUGACGAUUUUCGUGACAGGAAUAUUGGUAAAUGGAGCAAUCUUGGUGAUUUUCCUGGUGAUGAUAGUAGUGGGUAUGACAUUAGUUUUCCUAAACUUGAGGAAGUUGAAUUUCUGGAAGUUUGUCCUGAUGAUUCUCUUGGUUUGGAUGGUCUUUCCACAAUUGGUGCAAGCGAUUUGAGUAGCAGCGUUGUUUUGGAAGCCGGUUCCGGGGAAAAAGCCAGCUUGGACACUGGUAACGGAAAGGGCGGAUAG